Messenger RNA from Drosophila albomicans, 5399 nucleotides. It is a transcript of the gene kibra, whose product is annotated as protein kibra. Gene Ontology annotation, biological process: negative regulation of organ growth; regulation of DNA-templated transcription; cell migration. Gene Ontology annotation, molecular function: kinase binding; molecular adaptor activity. Gene Ontology annotation, cellular component: cytoplasm. NCBI's taxonomy places the organism in Eukaryota, Metazoa, Arthropoda, Insecta, Diptera, Drosophilidae. The record is from RefSeq and is a predicted model, not a curated record. Bases 836 to 4678 code for a protein of 1280 amino acids. The transcript is spliced from 9 exons.
UGAAGCGUGCGGUCGGUCGUGCGGUUCAAGAAGUUGAUGGAAUAAAAAAAAGUUGAAACACAAGAAAAUAUUUCGAAAAAAAAUGUGUGUGCACUAAAUUCGUAAAUGUGCCAAUAAAACAUAACAAGAAACACAAGUAAUUUAUAAAACGCGCUCAAAGCCAUUUUGGAUACUUUUUUCGAUCGUUAAGUUUAUUUUUUGCCGCACUUCGGACUCGAAAAACCAGAAGCUGAAAUAUUUUUUAAAUUGUUUUAAUUAAGCAAACGAAUAAACAGCAUUUCAAUUUUCAAAUUGCACUAAUUUCUGUGUGUGUGUGUGUGUGUGACUUGUAAGUGAAGAAGAAGCAGCAAUAAAAACACCACCACCAGCAGCAAAAACAACAACAUCAUCAACUACAGAAAUCCAACAACCAAAAGCAACAACAAUAAAGUGAUCGUCGUAUGGCGCGUCGUGCGCGAGAGUUUCAGCCUGUUUGUGUGUGACUUGUGCGUGUAAAUGUGUGUGUUGGAAUGGAAUGCAGUUAUGAAAAAAUAAAUAAAUAAUUGAGAGCGCGCGCCCGCGCCUUGCUAGCUGCCUCUCUCUCUCUUUCGCUAACUCGCUCUCUCUCGCUGUCUGUGCAUCGCCCUGGCUCGCUUCCUCUCUCGCUUAUCGUCGUAUAUCGCGUCCGUGGAAUUAUGUUGUUGUUGUACUAUUCGCUUGUAGUACAUUGCACAAGAGAAGACAAAGCAAAAUAGCAUAAACAAGAGAAACCGAUACGUAAAAUACUGCAAAAAAAAAAACGCGCGCGCCAAGUGACUGACAACGUUUGUUUUGUGUGUUUUUUUUUGUUCCCAAAAUGUCGAAUCAACAACAACAACAACAGCAGCAGCAACAACAACAGCAACAGCAGCAAACGAGACAUCCACCGCAAAUACAUCAUCAUCAUCUGCAGCAUCACUUUCAUCAUCAGCAUGGACAGCACAGCGAAUUCCCAUUGCCGGAUGGUUGGGAUAUUGCCAGGGAUUUUGAUGGCAAGACCUACUACAUAGAUCAUAUCAACAAAAAGACCACAUGGCUGGAUCCCCGAGAUCGAUACACAAAGCCACAAUCUUUUGAGGACUGUGUGGGCGAUGAACUGCCCGUGGGCUGGGAGGAGGCAUACGACUCGAAUAUUGGUCGCUACUAUAUCAAUCACAUUGCGCAGAGCACACAGCUCGAGGAUCCGCGCCAGGAGUGGAAGAGUGUCCAGGAGCAGAUGCUCAGCGAUUAUUUGUCCGCGGCACAGGAUCAGCUGGAGAACAAGCGCGAGAUGUUUGAUGUCAAACAGCAGCGUCUGCUUCUGGCACAGGAAGAAUACAAUCACCUAAAUAAACUGGCAGCAAGUCGCAGCAGCUUGUGCUCGUCGUCCAGCUCCAUGAGCCGACACGAUCCUGAACUGUUGCGCGCCGAUCUGAUGCUGGCCCGUGAACGCGUGCGCCAACUCAAACAGGAGCUGACCCACAUUACCAAUGAUAUCUCGUACACACAGCGAGGCAUGAACACACUCUACUCCGUGGGCGAGAAGAUCAAUGCACGCCAGAAUGGUUGCUACGAUAUUGCCGAGGUGCAGGCGAUACGCGAGGAGAUGCUCAAGGUGCACAAGUCCCUUGUCUCCGGCGAGAAGGUGCGUGAGGAACUCAUGCGCAGCCUCGUGCAAAUCAAGAACGAGCUGAGCCGACAGCAGAUCAACGAAGAGAACGCCGAUCUGCUGAAUGCAGCGUCGCCCUUCGAUCGUGUCUGUGUCGCCAGCCAAACGGAUCUGUGCGGAGCCGGAGAACAUUUGAAUGGCGGUGCCCGUUUCGCCGAGAUGGCCAAGACGAAGCUACAGUAUGCGGAGUGGCGUAAGCAUAUCAAGAAACUGCAGCAACAGCUGGCGGAUCAUGUAGAACGCAUAGAGCCCGGUCAGCUGGAGUCCGACAAGGAUCGCAUACUGCUCAUACAGGAGAAGGAGAAGCUGCUGAACGAUUUGAAUAGCAUUUCACUAAAGUCGCGCAGUCUGGAGGAGAAGCAGGUCAUCCAGCAAACACGCCACAAGCUCGAGGAGGACCUCAAGGAGGCCUACGAGGCCACCAACACAUGCAUUGCGAAUCGUCUGCGCUUCCACGAAGAGAAGCAACAUCUGCUCGACAAACUGCAGGAAGCACUCAAGUCCACCAAACUGCUGGAGGAGCGCCUCAAGUCAUUCUCCUCGGAGAGCACGUUCUCGAUUAGCAGCGGCAGCAGCCUCGGAUCGCUAUCGACCGCCAGCAGCAAGAGCGCCCUCAGCUUUACGGACAUUUACAUUGAUCCCUUCGCCGUGGACUCCCCCAUCGAUGUGAUCGAUCUGCAGCGACGAUCGCAGCGUCUAUUCCAGCAACAUCAGCGGCUGCCACCCGUGCAUCCCGCCCUGCCACAGCAACACCAACAGCAGCAGCAACAACAACAACAGCAGCAGCAGCUGCAGCAGCAACAGUCAGCCUCUGAGGUGUCGCUGUCGCCGCGCAGCAGCUUGUCCAUGGAAACGCCGCCCGCCUCGCCGAUGAAAUACAAUGCGAAUGCCGAUCAGACGGGCACAAACACACAUGUCCUCAAGGAGGAACCAACCUAUGCCAAUGCACUACCCGCUUUACCCACGCUACCCGCACCACCCGCUUAUGCAGCUCCCCCCGCGGUUCCGGGAUCUGUUGUACGAGCCCAUCCCUAUGAUCUGGACUCUACCGUGCUGGACUGCAUGAUGCUCGAGGCGAAACUGCAGAAGCUCAACAUGAGCUCGCCCCUCAAUCUGAAUGCGCCGCUCUCGCCCAUACACGAGAAGCCUUCGCUGCUGGAUCUGCCACAAGAGAUGCUCAGUCGUUCCUCGUCCACCUCGAAUACGCGUUCGGUUUCGGCAGCUGUCAGCAAUGAGUCUGUAGCCGGCGAUUCCGGUGUCUUUGAGGCAUCGCGUGCUCAUCUGCCGCGCAAGGAAUUGGCUCAAGUGCAAAUUGGCCUGAAGUACAUGAAACCCGAAGGCGUACUCGUCGUGUCCCUGGAGCGUGCCAACAACUUGUCGACCUUGUGGACCGCCACCACAGACAACUCGCAAGUUUAUCUGCGCGCCGCUUUGCUGCCCAAUUCAUUGACCUCCAUUCGCACCAAGGCGUUGGGUGACUUCCAGAAGCCCGUGUUCAAUGACACCUUCGCAGUGCCCAUUUCGUUGGACAAACUGCUCACCAAGAGCCUGCAGGUCACCGUGGUCAGCAUGACCGGCCAGAAGGAGGAGAUAAUCGGCACUGUGCAAAUCAGCAUGGCCGAGUUCAAUCCAGAAGACUCCACUCUUAAGUGGUACAACGUGCUCAGCUCCAAGUUCAUGCCCAGCUUUGAGCCGCUGGAUUUGCCCUCCACAAGCGCAGCAGCUGCUGCCGCCGCUGUUGCUGUCGCGGCUGCCGCCAACAGCAACAACAACAGAGAGGAAUCUUCGGAUGAGUCAACCAUAACAUCCUCACAAACCUCAACGCUAACACGCAAUCAAGCGCCACCAUUGGAACUGCAGGCGCAAAUUGCCGAGGAGCUGCCCGAGCAUGUGCGCCUCAAUGAGCAACAAUGCAGUGACGAUGAUGAUGAUGACGAUGAGGAGGAAGAUGAACAGCAACUGGUCAGCACCAUUGGCCUAACGCAUUCAAGCUGCAUGCUGGAUGCCUACCUAGAGAACAUGAAGCAAGAGUACGCCGAUAAGGAAACGAACACGGAUUGCGCGUUCCCACCGGAGAAAUUGCGCAGCCAGUCGCAACUGUUGGACGACAGACCCGUGAAGCGGUCGCAGACGUUCACACCAUCGGCGGCGAUUAGCAAGAAUCGCUACAACUGCCGUCUCAAUCGCAGUGAUUCCGACUCGGCCAUGCACUUUGGUGUCACACCACACACCUUCCAUCGCGGCGCUGUUGAGCGGCGUUCGCUGCGCUUCCAUCCCAAGGCAACCAAGUCAGUCACAAAAUUGCAUCAUACUCACAUACCGCGCACCAGCUUAGAUUUGGAGCUGGAUCUGCAGGCGCAGCACAGCAAGCUCUUCUUCCUCAACGAUCAAAUCUCCAAGCUGCAGAACCUUAAGGAAGUACUUCAGAAGGCCUGCGACAACAAGGAUCCGCUUAUUGCUGCCUGGGCUAUUGAGAAUGAGGAGUUCCAACGUUUGGUGGCACGCGCCGAUCCCGCUAAGUGCCCCGAGGAGCGCCAGCUGCAGAAGCUGCUAAUGAAGACCGCCAAAGAAAUCCAUAAACUACGCAAAACCAAGGUGCCUAAAGGCUGCCCAGAUUUGGUGUCAUUCAAAGAGAAAAUCUCUUUCUUUACACGCAAGGGCUUUUCAGUGCCAGAAUUGCCCAGCGAAUUCAUGCUACCCGACGCAGAUGCUAUCGAAGAGGAGGAGGAAGAGGAUGAUGAUGAGGACAACGUGGCCGAAACAGCCAUUGCCAUUAACACGGCUUUGGUGGCCAGCAGCAACAGGAAUAAGAAUCUCAGUGACCACCACCAUCGAGUAACAUCAAGCGGCGCCGCUGCCAAACUGGCUGCCACAACAACCACGCCAGCAAUCGCCGCAGCCGUAGCCCCAGCUGCCGCUGCGUCCACUGUGCCAACGCCAAAGGCUGACGCCAAUACAGAACAGCAGCGCUACGACUAUGUCGUCGAUCGCAAUUAUGGCGUGGAGGUGUAGUCCCUGUUCUGCUGGCAACGCCUUCCCACCUAAGCUGUACAUAUUUGUAAUUAUUAUUUUCUGGUAUUUAUUUUCAUUAAGCGACAAGUAUUUAUGUGUAUAAAAGAUGAGAAACUAGGUAGACGAAACUGAUGUAACAAAAAUCUGUGCCUUAUAGAGAAAGUUGAACAGUUGGAACGAAGCCAACGAAUGCAACAAAAGCAAAAACAAUAAUACUAGUAAUGAUAUGAAUACUUUUAGAGCGUAUAACUUAGAACUCACUUAUAUUAUAUAUAGUAUUAUCAUAUAAAUAGAUCCAUAGUCAAUUAAUACUAAUUGACCCCACAACUGAGAAAUGAAUUGUCUAAAACUUCCGCACCAACCCCGACCCGCCCCGCUCACACUCUGAAAAAAAACCCAAGAACAACGCGCACAUUGCGCGUUCUAAACUGUCAAAUUCAUAUUGAAACCAACUGUAUUCUUAAGACUUGAGCAAAUUAUACGAAUGUAGAGGAAUAUUUUUUAUAUGCAUAUAGAAGAUACCGUUUAUCUUAGUGUAGUUCAAAGAAGUAACAAAACUAUAACAAAAUAUAUUUAUUAAAUGUGUACUGAUGCACGAGUGCAUGUUACUCCAAUCUGUUUAAUUAGUUUAAUUAGCUUGCGUUUUUGUUAAGCUCAAAACGAAUUCUAUUAAUUUUUUUUAUAAAAAAAAACCUACAAAAUACACAAAAAAAAAAAGAAA